AUGACAAUCCAAGCCAACCACGGUGCUUCCAUCGAGGAUAUCAUCGCGAUCGGACCCGAGUCUGAAGGUGUGCAUAGAUGGCGUGAGAGAUGUGGAAUCAAAACGGACGAGCAGAUUCGUUUAGUGAAACUGGCACAUAUGCGCUAUCAACACCCUGAUCUCGACGAAAUUACUGUUUUUCUUGAAGACUUUGGAAUGACCAUUGCAAAGAAAAGCGAUGAAGAAGUUUGGUAUCGGGGAUAUGGAGUGGACCCCUAUGUCUACUACGCGAAGAAAGGACCGAAAAAGUUUCUGGGUGGCGCCUUUGAAGUUGAGUCGUAUCAGGACUUGGUGAAGUGA
Messenger RNA from Penicillium odoratum, 339 nucleotides. RefSeq lists its product as uncharacterized. The transcript has 3 exons. The coding region runs from base 1 to 339 and encodes 112 amino acids. Lineage: Eukaryota; Fungi; Ascomycota; Eurotiomycetes; Eurotiales; Aspergillaceae. The record is from RefSeq and is a predicted model, not a curated record.